AUGGACUGGGAGCAGGCUCCUGCAGUGAAGUCCUGGGCAAUGCUGCUGAAGGUGGAUGUAGUGGAUUUCAAUGGUGCUGGCCGCAUUCAGGCAGAUGCCAGGUGGGGCUGCCCUGAGUGGGGCAGCAGCGCUGUCUGGGGCAAUGGCUGCGUGUGCAGACAGCUCCGUGCUGGCCAGGAGGCUGCUGGGGGCCCCAGGACACGCAGGGCAGAAACGCAUGGAAUCUCAUUUAGAAUUCAAAUCAGUGUGAAAGAAGUGCUGGAUACAGAUGUACUUUUAAAGCUGUUAUUUCAUUUACCAGUCAAUUACCCAUCAACCGUACCAGAUAUUUCUGUUACCUCAGAGCAGCUUACAAGGGCCCAGUGUAUGGAUGUGAGAGAGAAAUUACUUGAAGAAGCCAAGAAGCAUCUUUCUGAGCCCAUGGUACACGAUCUGAUCCUUUGGGUACAGCAGCAUCUUAAAGAUGUCAUUAAACAAUCGGCAACAGUUUUCAAUGAAAAACCUACUUUGUCAAAAGUAACAGAAGAUGGUAUCUGGAUGCUCCUUUUGAAUUUAGAUCACAUGAGAGCAAAAGCAAAAUAUGUGAAAACUGUGGAAAAAUGGGCUUCAGAUCUAAGGCUGACUGGAAGACUGAUGUUCAUGGGCAAGAUAAUAUUGAUUCUUCUUCAGGGUGACAGGAACAGCAUUAAGGAGUACUUGAUUCUUCAGAAAACUUCUAAGGUAGAUGUGGACUCAAGUGGAAAGAAAUGCAAAGAGAAAAUGAUGAGAGUACUGUGUGAGACAGAACUACAAUCCCAGCAUAAAAGGUUUCAGACGUUUGAAGUCAAAGAAUAUUCAGCACCGGAGGAGUUACAAAAGGAAUUUGAAACUGCAGGACUUAAAACUCUUUUCUCUGAGUUUGUGUCUCCUCUCUUAAAGUAAAAGAAACCACUGGACCUCUGACCAAAGCAGUGGUUGACUGCAGAUGCUGAUGGAAGAUAAAAGGACUAAUGUGGCAAAACAAUCUUGAAGCUUUUCUGCAAGAAAUACCGGUAGUAGUCCUCCUUUUGCAAGAAAAAGGCAAUUAAUACAUUAAGAACUGAUACUUUUUUGACAUUCAUGUCAAAAAACAAUGUGAUGUUGAUUGUUAUAAUUGCAUGGCAAGCAUGAGACAGGGAAGAAAUAAUGAUAAAAAAAUAGUCUUCUAGUCAGACUCUGUUUUAUAGUCCCUGUUUUUCAAUGCUCUGUUUCCUCUCUCUCAUGGUAGAAUUUGUCAAUAAUGGCUUGUUAGAACACGAUUAAUUUUGCUUUGGAAGACUGUAUGAAGAUAUUUCCAUAAAAACAUAGCAAACACACAUUUAAAUAUGUGAGGACAGCAUAUAAUUAAUGUCCCUUAGGAGUUCAUAUGCUAAUUUUUCAUUCUCCCUUUAAUUGAUUACAAAUACUAGAUAGUUGAUUUGAAUAAAAAGCUCAUGUCACUUGAGGCCUGAAAAAAACUUAGAAGUGUCUUUUUGAAUAUUAGUUUUUAUUCUAAAAUUUAUAAAAACACCCACAUGGAGGAUAUAAAUUGAUAAAAAGCUGAGGUAGAGCUAGUUGUAAUAUUUUCUUUGAUUGUUUACAGAUGUCUUUUUGCACUUUAUGUAGUUUUACUGUCUGUGCAACUUCAGAUAUCUUGAUUCAAUUAAACUGUUAGAGCAGUAUAUAUGCAGACUUUAGUCUUCCAUCUUUCAAAGCUUCUGCCAAGUUGUUUUUGUUUGUUUAUUUGGGUUUUUUUGGGUUGGUCACUGGCCUUAGCCAACCUGUAAUUUUUUUAUCAGUAGUUUGUGUUUUAUAUCUGUAUUAAUGUUACAAAUUGCAUGCAUACUUUUAUGAAUUGUGCAAGUUCUGUUUACCUAGGGAGGAUAGGAUACUUAUUUAUUAUGAUUAUUAACGUGUAUCCUUUGGUUUCUAUUUUACCUGAAACCAUUCUUUAACAAGACUAGAUAAAUUAUCCAGUAAUAAAAAUUUUGCAAUCGUGAUUUUCUUAGUAGCUGGCACUGCCAUUUGCCAUUUCAAUUGGCUUUAGCAUGUAGCUAAACAUGUGCUUUACUGCUCUCUAAAAUUCAGUCUCAGAAGCCAAAUGUCUCAUGUAUUCUGUAAUUAAACAGAUUUGAUCAAUUCAGUAUAAACUAAUUUAUUUCCAUUGUUCUGGGGCAAGACCAAUACUAUUUGUUUAGUUCUGAAA
Molecule: messenger RNA, 2203 nt
Organism: Agelaius phoeniceus (red-winged blackbird)
Lineage: Eukaryota; Metazoa; Chordata; Aves; Passeriformes; Icteridae
Source: RefSeq, a predicted model, not a curated record